This is a messenger RNA of Contarinia nasturtii (swede midge), 6145 nucleotides long. RefSeq names its product linear gramicidin synthase subunit B-like. The transcript has a single exon. Gene Ontology annotation, biological process: amino acid activation for nonribosomal peptide biosynthetic process; secondary metabolite biosynthetic process. The record is from RefSeq and is a predicted model, not a curated record. Gene Ontology annotation, cellular component: cytoplasm. Lineage: Eukaryota; Metazoa; Arthropoda; Insecta; Diptera; Cecidomyiidae. Gene Ontology annotation, molecular function: catalytic activity; phosphopantetheine binding. The annotation marks the transcript as partial.
AUGCAACAGGCUCUCGUCUCACUUGCCGAUGCAUUAACCUACACACCACAGCAACCAAUUCGGUCAUUAACAGUGAUGCCAAAGGAAGAACGUAAGAUGCUAUUGCAUACCUGGAACGACACGACGGUCAAUUAUCCAUCUCUUCGUUGUCUUCACGAGAUUUUUGAAGCACAGGUUGUGCGCGACAGAGAUGCAAUUGCCUUGGAAUGUGCGGAAGAAACUUUGAGCUAUGCUGAACUCAAUGCACGAUCAAACCGGCUGGCACAUUACUUAAUUGCACAAAGCGUCAAGCCAGAUGAUCGCAUCGCACUUUGUGUUAAACGCAGCUCUAAAUUACUCGUAGCUAUAUUGGGAAUUCUAAAAGCCGGCGGUGCCUACGUUCCACUUGAUCCAGUUUACUCCAGUCAACGCCUAAAAAAUAUUCUACAGAACGCGAAUCCAUUGUGUUUGUUGGUGGAUUCUAUUGGUCGGAAAGCACUUGGAGAUCAUGAAGUGCCAAUGGUCAAUUUAGAUGAAGCGUUGCCUGACACACUUUCUGCUCAUGAUAACCCCGAUCCGAUUAAGCUGGGUCUAACGCCAGCGCACUUGUCCUCUGUACUCUACACUUCUGGAACAACUGGAACACCGAAAGGGGUGAUGAUCGAACACAGGAAUAUCACAAAUUACCUUAACUGGUGUAAAGAAGAGUUCACAACGGAAGAUUUGGAGCAUACCUUAUUUUCAACUUCUAUUGGAUUUGAUUUGUCUGUUUUCGAAUGUUUUGCGCCAUUGUCUGUGGGAAAAAUGAUACAUAUCGUGGAGGAUGCUCUUUCUAUUACACAAAUUGAGUCAAAAAUAUCCUUAUUCAAUACAGUACCUUCUGCCCUGACUGCAAUACUAAAUGUUGGAACUUUACCUUCUUCACUUCGUAUUCUCCAAAUGGUAGGCGAGCCAUUAAACCAACGCCUAAUCAACCGAAUUUUUAUGCAAACUCAAAUUAUGAAACUAUACAAUCUGUACGGACCAACAGAGACUAAUAACGUAACUUGUUAUACAUAUAAAACAGGCGAUGUUGUAAUUGAAACGAUUGGGCGACCCAUUGCUAACACCCGCAUUUACCUGCUGGAUUCACAAGGUGAACCGGUGCCAUUAGGAGCCGAAGGAGAAUUGUAUAUUGGUGGCGCUGGUGUCGCUCGUGGCUACCUCAAUCGACCUGAACUUACCGCAGAAUUUUUUCUUCCUGAUCCAUUCACUGGCGAUCCAGAAGCACGUAUAUACCGCACCGGCGAUCUGGCACGCUAUUUAUCUGAUGGUAAUUUAGUCUUUUUGGGACGCAUCGACCAUCAGUUAAAAGUUCGUGGUUUCCGAAUUGAGCCCGGUGAAAUCGAAGCCUGCCUAGUCGACCACCCUCUAGUAAGAGAGGCGGUAGUAUUGUCGUGGAAAAACAAGCCAGAUGCAGAUGCUCGACUAGUGGCCUAUGUAGUGGCUGAUCCCGACAUAUCAAUGAUUCAAAACCUACGCACUUAUCUAGCAACUUUACUGCCUGACUAUAUGAUGCCAGCAGCUUUUGUUUGUUUAUCAUCUCUGCCACUCACAGCCAAUGGAAAACUAGAUCGACAUGCAUUGCCUACUCCAGACGAUGAAGCCUUUGCUCGUCAGUCGUAUGAGAUUCCGAAAGGUGUAAUGGAAGUGAAACUAGCCUCAAUAUGGAGUGAACUGUUGGGUAUUGAGCGUAUUAGUCGGCAUGAUAACUUCUUCGCGCUUGGUGGUCAUUCUCUUUUAAUUGUAAGGAUGCUGUCACAAUUGCAAAAAAGUGGACUGGUCACCAAAGUUCGGGAAGUAUUUGAUGCACCCUCAUUAGCUGUUCUAGCUGAGACUCUGAGUCAUCAUAUAGCAAUUAGUACUCCACCCAAUCAGAUUAUCGUUGAAAGCACAGUUAUUACUCCAGAAAUGUUGCCACUUAUCGAUCUGUCUCAGGCAGAGAUUGAUAGUUUAGUCGAACUGGAGCCAGGUGGUGUGGCUAAUAUUCAAGAUAUUUAUGGAUUGGCACCAUUACAAGAAGGCAUAUUGUUUCAUCAUUUGAUGGCGGAAAAUGGCGAUCCGUACUUGACAGUAAGUCUUUUACAAUUUAAUGAUCGAGCUGCACUUGAUCGCUAUGCGUCCGCCUUGGACAAAGUGAUUGCACGACAUGAUAUUUUACGCACAGUGUUCGUCUGGGAAGGUCUCAGUGCACCGGCACAAGUCGUCUUGCGACAUGUUCCACCGUUACUCAGCGACAUCAUGCUAGAUGGGCCGGUGCUGGAACAAUUAAAUGACCAAUUCAAUCCACGUCACUACCGUCUAAACUUAGAACAAGCACCGCUGUUGCGUUUGGUAGCUGCGCUAACGUCGGAAGGUAUUUGGAUAGCAGUGCAGUUAAUGCAUCAUAUAAUUGGUGACCAUGUUAGUUUACAGAGACUGUAUGAAGAAAUUCGGACUAUAAUCGAUGGAGAGAGUGACCAGUUGGCAAAGCCCAUACCCUUCCGCAAUGUAGUCGCCCAGGCUCGUCUGGGAGUUAGUCAAGCUGAGCACACUCAAUUCUUUAGCGACAUGCUCAGUGAUAUUGAUACACCGACCUUGCCGUUUGGCCUGAGCGAUGUUCAUUGCGACGGAAAUGAGUUUAAUGAAGGAUAUCUGAAGAUCUCACAACCACUCAAUAAUCGAUUGCGAGCCCUCGCACGUCAUUUCCAUGUCAGUUUGGCUAGCCUUUGCCAUUUAGCGUGGGCAAAAGUACUAGCAUGCACUAGUGGAAAUGAGUCGGUUGUCUUUGGUACAGUGCUACUCGGUCGUUUACAGUCCGGAGAAGAUAAUGACAGUGCCAUUGGAUUAUUGAUCAACACUUUGCCGUUACGAUUGGAUAUCAAUGACACUACAGUCGAAAACGCUGUGCGUAACUCUCAUUCUCGGUUGAGUGCUUUAAUGAUGCAUGAACAUGCAUCGCUUGCAUUGGCACAACGUUGUAGUGGGGUUCCAGCUAAACUAUCACUUUUUAAUGCGUUACUGAACUAUCGCCAUAAAUCUCAAACAAAUCGUGAAUUGCCCGCUGGAUUACGUAUUCUCAGUAAUGAGGGACGAACAAAUUACCCAAUAACUCUAUCGGUGGACGACGAUGACAAUUCUUUGAGUCUCUCAGCCCAAGUGGUGUCACCAAUAUCAGCAACACGAAUCUGUGAUUACAUGCAACAGACCCUCUUCUCACUUGCCCUUUCAUUGGCACGCACACCACAGCAAUUUGUACGAAGAUUGACUGUGAUGCCACCAGAAGAACGUGACAUGCUAUUGCAUAAUUGGAAUCGAAUGACUGUCAAUUAUCCACCUGUCCAUUGUCUUCAUCAAUUAUUUGAAGCCCAAGUAGCGUGUGACGGUUCAACGAAUGCCGUCAAAUGUGAAGGAGAAACUUUGAGCUACAAAGAACUUAAUACACAGUCCAAUCAACUAGCACACUACCUGAUUGGCAAAGGUGUUAGGCCAGAUGAUCGCGUCGCAGUUUGCAUUAAACGCAGCACGAAAAUGAUCGUAGCUAUAUUAGGCAUUUUGAAAGCUGGUGGUGCUUAUGUUCCUUUCGAUCCAGCCUUUUCAAGUCAACGACAUAUAAAUAUUUUGCAUGACGCCAGUCCGCUAUAUCUAUUAGCAGAUGCCACUGGUCAGGCAGCACUUGGAAAUGUUCAAGUGCCAGUGGUGAAUUUGGAUGAGGCGUUGCCUUGCGGUCUUUCAAUCGAUAAUCCUGACCCGACCACACUCGGACUUACUCCAUCACAUCUGGCCUAUAUAAUUUACACUUCUGGCUCGACUGGAACACCGAAAGGAGUGAUGAUCGAACACAAGCAAAUUACAAGACUCUUCGAAGUUACACGCAAACAAUUUGACUUUGAUAAACAAGACCAAUGGUGUUUGUUCCAUUCCUUCUCUUUUGACUUUUCUGUAUGGGAAAUAUGGGGUGCAUUACUUAAUGGAAGUCAACUGGCAAUUGUAUCUUACAACACCAGCCGUUCUGCUGAUGAAUUUUAUAAAUGGCUUUGUAUUAAUCGUAUUACUGUUCUCAAUCAAACUCCAUCCGCUUUUAAAAUGUUUAUUAAAGCAAAAAGCAACAGCUCACUGUCUGAUCGACUGCGGUAUGUAAUUUUCGGCGGCGAGGAAUUAGAUCCAUUCCUUGCAAGAGACUGGAUUGAAAAAUACUCCAAAGUGCACACAAAACUCGUCAAUAUGUAUGGCAUUACAGAAACAACAGUGCAUGCCACAUAUCAGCAAUUAGAAUCUUCAAAACACAUUUAUUCAAUUGGACGUCCACUCUCAGAUCUUUGUGUCUAUUUGCUGGAUUCACAUGGUGAACCUGUGCCAUUGGGAGCUGAAGGGGAAUUAUAUAUUGGUGGCGCUUGUGUGGCCCGUGGUUAUCUAAAUCAACCCGAGCUUACAGCGGAACGUUUUCUUCUCAAUCCAUUUAGUGAAAAUACAAGAGGACGCAUGUAUCGCACUGGUGAUCUGGCACGCUAUCUACCUGAUGGGAAUUUAGUAUAUCUCGGACGCGCUGAUCAACAGGUUAAAAUCCGUGGUUUUCGAACUGAGCCCGGCGAAAUUGAGUCCCAUUUAAUGGAACAUCAUUUGGUGCGCGAGGCGGUUGUACUGCCAUGGAAGUACGAGAUUGAUAGUGAUACCCGCCUGGUCGCAUAUGUAGUAGCCGAUCCAGAUACAUCACUCGCUAACAAUCUACGUACAUAUCUGGUAUCUCUAUUGCCUGAUUAUAUGGUACCAGCAGCAUAUGUUUGUCUAUCAUCAUUACCACUCACACCAAAUGGCAAAUUAGACCGACGUGCACUUCCAGCACCGGACGAUGAAGCAUUUGCUCGUCAACUAUACGAAGAACCGCGGGGUGAAAUGGAAGAAAAACUGGCUGCAAUCUGGAGUGAACUGUUGGGUAUUGAGCGAAUCAGCCGAAAUGAUAAUUUCUUUGCGUUGGGUGGACAUUCUUUGCUGAUUGUACGAGUGCUAGCACAAUUACGAAAGGCCGGAUUAGAUACUAGUGUCAAGCAAAUAUUUGAUGCUCCAACUUUAAUCGCGCUAGCUGAAACUCUCGGCAAACACCAAUCGUUCAGUAUUCCACCCAAUCUGAUUACUACAAAGAGCACGAUGAUUACUCCGGACAUGUUGCCGCUUAUCGAUCUAUCUCAGGCCGAGAUUGAUACGAUGGUCACACAGGUGCCAGGUGGUGUGAACAAUAUUCAAGAUAUUUACGCAUUAGCACCAUUACAGGAAGGCAUAUUGUACCAUCAUCUAAUGGCACAACAUGGAAAUCCUUACUUGCUAAUUCUUCGUUUGCAAUUUAGUGACCGAGUAUCACUUGAUAAUUAUGCCACUGCCUUGCAAAAGGUGAUUGAACGACAUGACAUUCUGCGCACCUCUUUUUUCUGGGAAGGACUGAGCGAACCGGCUCAAGUCGUUUUGCACCAAGUUCCUUCGAUACUCACCGAAGUCACACUGGAUGAAAUCGAUGAUCCUGAAUUAAAACAAUCAAGUAAUCGCUUUAAUCUGCGUCAAUACUGUUUAGAUCUAAAACAAGCACCGCUGUUGCGUCUGUUAGUCUCGCCAACAUCGGAAGGUCUUUGGAUAGGAGUGCAGUUAUUGCAUCAUAUAAUUGGUGACCAUGUUACUUUGCAGAGACUGCAUGCAGAAGUUGGAGCUAUAAUCAAUGGAGAGAGCGACCAAUUGACAAAGCCCACACCAUUCCGCCAUGUAGUCGCCCAAGCUCGCCUGGGAGUUAGUCAAGCUGGGCACACUCAAUUCUUUAGCGACAUGCUUAGUGAUAUUGAUACACCGACCUUGCCGUUUGGCCUGAGCGAUGUUCAUGGCGACGGAACCGAGUUUAAUGAAGGAUAUCUGAAGAUGCCACAACCUCUCAAUAAUCGAUUGCGAGUCCUCGCACGUCAUUUCCAUGUCAGUUUGGCUAGCCUUUGCCAUUUAGCGUGGGCAAAAGUACUAGCAUGCACUAGUGGAAAUGAGUCGGUUGUCUUUGGUACAGUGCUACUCGGUCGUUUACAGUCCGGGGAAGAUAAUGACAGUGCAAUUGGAUUAUUGAUCAACACUUUGCCGUUGCGAUUGGAUAUCAAUGACACUACAGUCGAAAACGCUGUGC